AGUACGAAACCUAUAGAGUUCCGUUUUGGACAAGAAAGAAACUAAGACAUGCUUGGAGACCAAAUAUUUGACCAUUUUUUUUCAUUUUUAUGACAUAAUGCUUGACCACAUAAGACGUCAUUAACUCUCGAUAUUUUUGCAUAAAACUUACUAAUGUAUGACAUCAUCUGUGUAACAAUUUACAAGAGGACAUAAAAUACUAAAAUUGACUAAUUAUCCGAUUAUCCCAGUCAGUAGUUAAGGCUGCGAUGGUAAAAAGCUGAAUGAUUCAACUUAGAUAAAAAAGAGUUAGUUGUAUGCUGUCCACGUUAUAUCAGUUCGAAUUAAGCUAGCUAGGAGGAAAAAAAAAACGUUGAUUAGGUCUGAAAGGUUAUCAGAACCUAUCCAUCAAGAAUAUAUGUGACCUGCAAUUUAACCAGAAGUCCACAACAUUGUUACCAAACUCUUUUUUUUUAUCAGAUUUAAUUUCAAUAUCUUUCAAGAAUCAAGAAUUUAUAUAUAAAUAAUUAUUUUUGAAAGUAUUCUAAGCAUUUAAUCAGCAGUACCACCCAUUAACUAACAAAGGCAAUAUGUAGUUGGCUGGAAUCCACAUAUUAUUGAAUAACAAAGAUUUCAUGCUCCAUCUAAUGUAAUCUUUCAAGAAUUUUUUAUAAGAAUACACAUAAAUUAAGAAAAACAUAGAUCGUAUACGUAUAAACACACAUUUAAAGUAACAACUUAUUUUUGCUAACUUUUGAAUAUGAACAUUUUUAAAGUACGUAACAUUUCAAGAAAAAAAAAUAUUGUAUGCAAGUAUUACUUUGCAUUAAAAAAUAGAAUAAUCGAAAUGUUGCAGUUUAUAAUUUAUAUAAUCAUGUAACUAAAGUUAUCAAAAUGUUGUAGUUUAUAAUUGAAAUUUGAUCUUGUAUGUAUUACUUUGAAUAAAAAAUGGAAUAACAAAACUCACAAAAUUAUCAGUUUGGAAUGUCAAUAAUUUUGUCUUUGUCAAUGUUUAUUAUAUGCAAGUACAUAGUUUGCCCAAGAAUACAGAAACUUAGAUGAAUAUUGGUGGCUUGAAGUAGCGGGUGUAGGUUAGAACUUAGAGAAAAACAUUAAGUUAUUAAUACUAUACGAAGAGACGUUGAUAGGUUAACGAAAUUCAGUCCACACCAAGCAAUCUCUACCCUUAAUUAUAUCUAAAACUAAAAUUAUAAUACAUGUAUAUAUAUUCAGUAUAUAUUAUUAACUAAUUAAGAUCUAAAGAAAAUAGAGAAAAGAAAAAAGGUAGAUAGAUUACUUAAAAUGGGUGUUGUGUUGGUUAGGGAAGACGUUGGCAUCAGUCGCCGGUGGAGAGGUCUGUCCAAACUCUCCCGACUCUCUAACGAAUUAUUUAUUUGAUUUAUUUUCUUUUUUUUUACAACAUUUUUAUUUCUUUCUUCAUAUUUGUAUAUAAACUAUAUAAUAGACUAUAUAUACAUGUAUUCGUGCGGUUGCUCUUCACUUUUCUUCUUGUUCCCACAUACCCAUCUUCCCCAACCUUUCCCCAAGAAAAAAACUUAGGGUUUCCAUAUAGUUAACAUCUGUGUGUUUUCUUUUCUUAGUAUACUUCUUUGUUCUUGUAUUGGUUUCAAUUGGUACAUUUGAGAUAAAGGUGUUAGGUAGUUGAUAGAUCGGUGUAAAGAAAGAAAAAAGAUCAUGUGUAGUCGAGGCCAUUGGAGACCAUCAGAAGACGAGAAGCUCAAGGAUCUGGUUGAACAAUAUGGUCCUCAUAAUUGGAACGCCAUAGCACUGAAGCUCCCUGGUCGAUCUGGUAAGAGCUGUAGAUUGAGAUGGUUUAAUCAACUGGAUCCAAGAAUAAACCGAAACCCUUUCACGGAAGAUGAAGAAGAAAGACUUUUAGCUGCUCACCGGAUCCACGGGAACAGGUGGUCCAUCAUAGCUAGGCUUUUCCCCGGAAGAACGGACAACGCCGUCAAGAACCAUUGGCAUGUCAUCAUGGCUCGACGCACACGUCAAACCUCCAAGCCUCGUUUUCUUCCCUCCACCACUGCCUCUUCUUCUUUGAUUGCGACUGACCAAUUCAUGAUGGGUUCUGGUGAUCGGAAGAGAAUACUUGGAGACGUUGUUAAUUACCCUUAUCAGUUCUCACAUAUCAAUCAUCUUCAAUUCCUCAAGGAGUUUUUCACCGGAAAGAUUGCUUUAAAUACCAAAGAAAAUCAGAGUAAAAAGCCUCUAGAGUUCUACGAUUUUCUACAAGUAGAUACGGAUUCAAACAAGAGCGAGGUUAUUGAUCAAUAUUCAGACCAAAGCAACCCCAAUGACUCGGACAACAAAAACGAAAGUCAUGUUCCUUUCUUCGACUUUUUGUCUGUUGGAAAGUAAUCUGCUUCCUAGGGUUAACUCGUUUGUAGUAUAUAUAUAUCUCAUAUCUGUAUUUGUAUACAUAUGUAAGUCCCAAAUUUCUAGCUUAACUUCUUAGUCCGUAUACGUACGAGACUUUAGAUCGAUUACAUGUAUGUUUGGCGUAUAAAACCACUAAAUAGUGAGCUUUAAUCUGAGCCAAA
This is a messenger RNA of Brassica rapa (field mustard), 2543 nucleotides long. Its product is annotated as transcription factor MYB54. Gene Ontology annotation, cellular component: nucleus. The record is from RefSeq and is a predicted model, not a curated record. Lineage: Eukaryota; Viridiplantae; Streptophyta; Magnoliopsida; Brassicales; Brassicaceae. Gene Ontology annotation, molecular function: DNA-binding transcription factor activity, RNA polymerase II-specific; RNA polymerase II cis-regulatory region sequence-specific DNA binding. Gene Ontology annotation, biological process: regulation of DNA-templated transcription.